This is a messenger RNA of Xenopus tropicalis (tropical clawed frog), 1801 nucleotides long. RefSeq lists its product as uncharacterized. The transcript has 4 exons. The coding region runs from base 441 to 1529 and encodes 362 amino acids. NCBI's taxonomy places the organism in Eukaryota, Metazoa, Chordata, Amphibia, Anura, Pipidae. The record is from RefSeq and is a predicted model, not a curated record.
GGGAUAGUAUAGGUAUGGUUGUGUAUUGGCUCCCUUCUCCCCUAUUAAAACCAUUUCACUUCCUCAUCACAUCCAAUGGUCCAAUGACAGGUGACAUUUUCCAGCCUACCCAACCAACCAACCAACAAACCGACCAAUAAUUGGUCAGGAUCGUCCAGACAACAUAUAUAUACUGAAAAUCAGUUGAUAUUAUUUCGGUUUGUGUAUUGUCAGCUUUAUACCAGGAAUACAUCUAGAUAAAUACUCAGUAUCUGUGUUGCACUAACUUCUUGUAAGAUCUCAUAUCUAUAAGUGGUGGGACCGGUCUCACUAGUUCUGCAAACACAGGUUGGUAAACAAGGGAAAUAUAGAAAGUAAAAGUAAAAUAGAGACCUAACAAGGGAAGAUAACAAAGGAGCACCUACUUAGCAAGCACAGAGACCCUCAGAGACCGUUCAGCUAUGGAUCAUAACCAGCUCCGAGACUACAAUCAGAACUUCAGCCUGGACCAUUGUCCUCUGGGGAACCAGGGCUACAAUCGGGUCCUACUGCAGCUGUUUGGGUUCACAGGGCACGGCAAGUCUGCCCUCAUAAACUCACUUAUGUAUGUUUUGAAUGCAGGAAAGUAUGAAGUACAUGCUAAAUCAGGGGUGAUAUCAAGUGGGGGUGCUGUAACCAUGGAGAGGAUAGCCUAUGGACUCACAGCCACCAUCACAGUGGUGGAUAACAGAGGGCUUGGAAGGAUGAACGAGUUUGAGAGAGGAAUGAUUUAUGCUCAGCUGGGUAACUUCAUGCCCCUUAAUGAGAAGGUGGAAUGGACAGACAGUUAUGAAGACUUUGUGUCCCAGCUGGAGGAUUCUGGGUUGGACCCAAAUUACACAGACUUUAUAGUUCCAGUGUUUGUUUAUAAGGUGCCGGCACCAUUGUCAGAGCAGGAGGGGUCGGAAAUAAGAGCUUUUUUCAAAAACUGCAGAAACCUGACAGGUGUUUUCCCAAUCGUUGUCCUCACCUUUAAAACAAGUGGAGAUUAUUUUGAGGUUGAAAAGAUGUUUAAAUGUUUGGGUGCAGAGGUGGUUGUGGCAGUGGAGAACUACUCCGAGGAGGAUCAGCUACAGACACUGGGGAGAAAUACAGAUUUCCUCAACCUCCUUAAAUCUGCUUUGGAUCAUGUCACGUUCCGGAUGGGGAACCCAAGGAACCCAAAGGAAGAACGUAUAGAGAGAAAGAAGUUUUUGCUCAAGUAUGUCCAUGAUAUUGCUAUGGCUGAAAGCAUAGAGAAAGAAAAGAUGAAGCAAGAGGAUAGGAAAGCCGAGCAGGAUACGAGAUAUCAGCUGCGGCGACAAGCAGAUCAGUGUGCCUCGCUGGCUUUAGUAGCAGAAUUAUCCAGAAUGACUCUAGUCAUGAUGGAAGCAUUAGCAGACUCGGAAGAAGAAGAAGAGUUUAUGGAAACAAGGGCAGCUAGGAGAGUCAGAGAGGCAGAGGAGGCCAAGCAAGCGAGGGAGGCUCAGAUGCAGGAUAGUAAAGAUAAGAAAGGUUGCUGCAUUCAGUAACAACUUGCAGUUUUGUAAUUGCUGUGCGUUAAAGGCAAAGUUCGCAUUUCGCGUUCCAGUUUCCUAUUUUUUUUGUCGAUUCAAGGUUUUUGGCGCUUAAAAAACUUGAAUUCGUCCGGGGUUUUAUUUCUUUUUUGGGAGCUACUAGUUAUGUCAAGUUAUGGUGUUUGUCUUUUGUCUCUGGAGAAAUUGAUAACGUAAGCAGUGGGUUUAUUGUGGUUUAUAUGUAUUGUAAAAACUAAUAAAAAGAAAGUUGGAAAAAAAAUAAAAAA